Hermetia illucens (black soldier fly) is the source of this 804-nucleotide messenger RNA. It is a transcript of the gene Roc1a, whose product is annotated as RING-box protein 1A. NCBI's taxonomy places the organism in Eukaryota, Metazoa, Arthropoda, Insecta, Diptera, Stratiomyidae. Bases 182 to 508 code for a protein of 108 amino acids. Gene Ontology annotation, biological process: protein ubiquitination; ubiquitin-dependent protein catabolic process. Gene Ontology annotation, molecular function: ubiquitin protein ligase activity; cullin family protein binding; zinc ion binding. Gene Ontology annotation, cellular component: cullin-RING ubiquitin ligase complex; nucleus. The transcript has 4 exons. The record is from RefSeq and is a predicted model, not a curated record.
AUUUAUUCAAAUCGACCGCUAAAAACCGCUGUAAACGUAUACCAUACAAACCAUCAACCUGUUUUCCAUUCCAAUUCAAUGAAAUAAAAAAACAUUCACACUACGAACUGUCAAAAGUCGUUCGUUGUCGAUCAAAUCCUUUGUGGCGUUUGUGUUCUCGUAAAACAGGAUCAGAAGAGAAAUGGAAGUCGAUGACGAAGAGUUCGAGGCGCCUUCAUCCAGCAGCAAGGGUGAAAAGAAACGCUUCGAGGUGAAAAAAUGGAAUGCCGUUGCUUUGUGGGCUUGGGACAUUGUUGUCGACAACUGCGCUAUUUGCCGUAAUCACAUUAUGGACCUUUGCAUUGAAUGUCAGGCAAACCAGGCGUCAGCGACCAGUGAAGAGUGCACAGUAGCGUGGGGCGUGUGCAACCAUGCCUUCCACUUUCACUGCAUCUCGAGAUGGCUGAAAACACGGCAAGUCUGUCCGCUCGACAAUCGAGAGUGGGAAUUCCAGAAGUACGGGCACUAGACGAAACUGCACACAACAGUUCUGUAUUAUAUCCAAAUAAAUUCCAACGAGCCUCUGGAAUAUUCAGUUUUAAGUUCUCUCUUCAUUUCCGCUUCUUUCCGUUGAGUUCCCCACCAAGACGGGGUUGCUUUGCUGCUCCGAACUGCUUCCUUUCAGCAGGAAUGGAAAUUCUCCGUGGAUUAAAAUUCUUCGAUCUGGAGGCCCCUUCGAAUAACAAUAAUUUGAUUUACACCUGGGAAUAAAAAUUAAUUAAAGUUUCUUUUAAAAUUAAAAUGGAAGAGUUUUAUGAAACCGAA